AUGGGGCCUCUCUCCAAGAAGCGCAUGAUCGUCCGUGAUGGCGUGUUUUACGCCGAGCUGUUUGAGUUCCUCAAGCGCGAGCUCGCCGACGACGGCUUCGCUGGCGUGGAGCACCGCAUCACGUCCACCCGCACCGAAAUCGUCAUCCGUGCCACAAAGACGCGCGAGGUGCUCGGGGAGAAGGGCCGCCGCAUCCGCGAGCUCACGGCGUGCCUGCAGCAGCGCUUUCACUACAAGGAGGGCAAGCUGCAGCUGUACGCCGAGCGCGUCGAGGUGCGUGGCCUCUCCGCCAUGGCGCAGGCGGAGUCACUCCGCUUUAAGCUGCUGAGCAACCUGCAGGUGCGCCGCGCCGCCAUGGGCAUCGUCCGCCACGUGAUGGAGUGCGGCGCCAAGGGGUGUGAGGUGACGGUGGGCGGCAAGAUCAAGGGG
Trypanosoma conorhini is the source of this 429-nucleotide messenger RNA. RefSeq names its product 40S ribosomal protein S3. Lineage: Eukaryota; Euglenozoa; Kinetoplastea; Trypanosomatida; Trypanosomatidae. The record is from RefSeq and is a predicted model, not a curated record. Gene Ontology annotation, molecular function: structural constituent of ribosome; RNA binding. Gene Ontology annotation, cellular component: cytosolic small ribosomal subunit; nucleus. The annotation marks the transcript as partial. The transcript has a single exon.